UGAGCCGCAGCCAGAGCCGGAGGCGGGAGCAGCGAGCAGGAGCCCCGGGCCCCCCAAUGCAGGAUGCUCGCGGUCUCCGGUGUCUCCGAGCCACCACGUGUGAGGGCCUCUGCUCCGAGCCCGGGCCUGGCCCCCGAGGAGGAUGUCUCAGCUGCCGGCCAGCUCCCGUCUGCACCAUGAGUGAUGAGCGGCGGCUGCCCGGCAGUGCGGUGGGCUGGUUGGCGUGUGGAGGCCUCUCCCUGCUGGCCAACGCCUGGGGCAUCCUGAGUGUGGGAGCCAAGCAGAAGAGGUGGAAGCCGCUAGAGUUCCUGCUGUGCACGCUGGCGGCCACCCACAUGCUCAACGUGGCAGUGCCCAUCGCCACGUACGCCGUGGUGCAGCUGCGGCAGCAGCGCCCCGACUACGAGUGGAACGAGGGCCUCUGCAAGGUCUUUGUCUCCACCUUCUACACCCUCACCCUGGCCACCUGCUUCUCCGUCACGUCCCUCUCCUACCACCGCAUGUGGAUGGUCCGCUGGCCCGUCAACUACCGGCUAAGCAACGCCAAGAAGCAGGCGGUGCAUACGGUCAUGGGCAUCUGGAUGGUGUCCUUCAUCCUGUCCGCCCUGCCUGCCGUCGGCUGGCACGACACGAGUGAGCGCUUCUACACCCACGGCUGCCGCUUCAUCGUGGCUGAGAUCGGCCUCGGCUUCGGCGUCUGCUUCCUGCUGCUGGUGGGCGGCAGUGUGGCCAUGGGUGUGGUCUGCACUGGCAUCGCCCUCUUCCAGACCCUGGCUGUGCAGGUGGGGCCGCGGGCCGGCCACCGCGCCUUCACCGUGCCCACCAUUGUGGUGGAGGAUGCGCAGGGCAAGCGCCGCUCCUCCAUCGAUGGCUCUGAGCCUGCCAAAACCUCGCUGCAGAUCACCGGCCUGGUGGCCACCAUCGUCAUCAUCUAUGACUGCCUCAUGGGCUUCCCCGUGCUGGUGGUGAGCUUCAGCAGCCUUCGGGCGGACGCCUCCGCACCCUGGAUGGCACUGUGUGUGCUGUGGUGCUCGGUGGCCCAGGCCCUCCUGCUGCCCAUAUUCCUCUGGGCCUGCGACCGCUACCGCGCUGACCUCAAAGCCGUCUGGGAGAAGUGCGUGGCCCUCAUGGCUAACGAUGAGGACUCAGACAAUGAUACCAGCCUGGAGGGUGGCAUCCCCCCGGACCUGGUGCUGGAGCCCUCCCUCGACUACAGCUAUGGAGGUGACUUUGUGGCCCUGGACAGGAUGGCAAAGUAUGAGCUCUCGGCCCUGGAGGGGGGCCUGCCCCAGUUCUACCCGCUGCGGCCCUUGCAGGAGGACAAGAUGCAGUACCUGCAGAUAGCCAUCCGAGCUUGUUUCCUUGGCUUUGUGUUCGGCUGCGGCAUGUUGCUAAGUUUUAGCCAGUCUUCUUGGAAUCACUUUGGCUGGUAUAUGUGCUCCUUGUCACUAUUCCAUUAUUCUGAAUACUUAGUCACAGCAGUCAAUAAUCCCAAAAGUCUGUCCUUGGAUUCCUUUCUCCUGAAUCACAGUCUGGAGUAUACAGUAGCUGCUCUUUCUUCUUGGAUAGAGUUCACACUAGAAAAUAUCUUUUGGCCAGAACUGAAGCAGAUCACCUGGCUCAGUGCCAUGGGGCUGCUGAUGGUGGUCUUUGGAGAAUGUCUGAGGAAAGCGGCGAUGUUCACAGCUGGCUCCAAUUUCAACCACGUGGUGCAGAAUGAAAAAUCAGAAACCCACACUCUGGUCACAAGCGGAGUGUACGCUUGGUUCCGGCAUCCUUCCUAUGUUGGGUGGUUUUACUGGAGUAUUGGAACCCAGGUGAUGCUGUGUAAUCCCGUCUGUGGCGUUGGCUAUGCUCUGACAGUGUGGCGAUUCUUCCGAGAUCGAACAGAAGAAGAGGAGAUCUCGUUAAUUCACUUUUUUGGAGAGGAGUACCUGGAGUAUAAGAAGCGGGUGCCCACAGGCCUGCCUUUUAUAAAAGGGGUCAAGGUGGAGCUAUAACACAGCAGGAGCGGGCCACCCUGGGCCCAGGGGCCUCCCACUGGGCGUGGCCUGGGCCACACCUGCCUCCGGUCAGCCACUCUGCGGAAUGGAUUUUCUGAACCAUUUUGUAUGUCACCAAUUACUCUUCUGGAGUAUCACUCAAGACCAAAUGGUGAGAAGGCCUCAGGACCAAAGGCCCCCUCACCCUAGAGCAAUCUGUUCUUGGGCUGAAUCAAGGUAGGACACAGAUCAAAGAUGGACAAGGAGCAAAUAACAGCAAUAUUCUACAGUGACUCCGCCCCCCCCAGAAGGGCCUGGGUGAGAGCCCCGGCCGCGCACCAUCCCCCACGAGGCAUUUAGUGUAACCAAGACCCCUCAGGAGCAGUGGACUCGCUCAUUACUGAGUAAGGCUUCUUUGGCAGGAAGGGGUAUGUGGACAACAGUGCUUAGUGUUAGAAAUACAUUCAAAAUCUUUAACCAGAAAACACAAACAGCACAGCUUCGACCUCCUUAUUUCUGUGCUUAAGUGCAUGAGCAUCUAUACAGUUUUAAAGAUAAUUCUUUAUAAGGCACUUUGGCUCUUAAUAUAUUUAAUCGUAUUUACAUAUCUAUUUUUUAUAAAUAGCAGUAUAAAUUCUAAGGGGACUUGGUGUUUAUAGCCCCAACUUUUAUUUGGCAGACAGGCAGCAUGGACACCUCCAGACGAUUUGGCUGAGUGGCUUUGUGUUAACAAGGGCACCCCAAGCCAGGGAGACUGUGGGCCUCUGUGGCUUUCCCUGGGGUCCUGGCCUGCUCUUCUCCCGAGAGGGGGCUGUUAUCAGUGACAGGCAUGUCGAAGAUGUGUCAUUUUAACUUUAUCCAAGAAAUGCUUACUGAACACCCGCUCUGUGUAAGGAAUUGUUAACCAUUGGGAAGUAUUGCUCUCCAUUUAUUUGGGAUUUUAGUCUUACUGCAUCAUAGCUCAUAUUUUUGUGUUUCAGUUGAAAUCUAUUAACUAUUGAUUUCUAUGUUCUGUUCUCAAAAUUCCACCGACUCUAAUGCCAUUUCAGACUGUCUUUUCCAAAGGGAUUCAAGCAUAUAUAACUAUACAAUUCAAGCAAGUCAGCUCAUGAGAGUCUUAAAUAGAGCAAAUGAUCCCAACUGAGAUUUAGUCAGUAUUUUUGUUUUUCAAGUUUGGGGAGAGUGGUUGGCUUUAAAUACAUCAGCUUUAAGACCCUUGUUUAAUUCUGGAUAAGAGAGGGCCUUGGUCUCAGCGUGAAAUCCUUCCUGCAGUUGGCGGUGGCGCUCCCGAAGCCCUCUCGCGAAGGCGGUGGCCGCCCCUGGCUGCAGGGCUGCCCAGCUGCCACGCCACGCCUGGAGGCUUCGAGGAGCCACUUAACCUUUCUGUGCCUAGACUCCCCAUCUGUAGAAUGGGGUCAAUACCACCUACCUCAUAGGGGUGUUGUGAAAACUUAGAAGAACAACGUCAAACGUUUCAAAUGCUUAGAUAAGAGAGAUGGCAUAAAUGGAAUCUGCACCGUGAGAGAUUGCACAGAUGCAGACCCUGGUCUGCUGUACCAGACUCUGGAAUUGUGUGUUCAGAAGAGCAUGUUACCAACUCAGAAAUAGUACCGACUUCUAGAUUUCAUGGCCUAAUUAAUUUUUUCGUUAUUAUAUAUACCAAAGAGGUUUACGGGUUUGUUGAUUCCUGGGAUGACACUCUUCUGGUGUGAGUGGACCCUACCGUCGGCCCUCGAGAGGGCCUUGCAGCCAGGCUGGCCAAGGCUGCUGCUGGAGCUCUCAGCAGCUGGUCCCGCUGGCAUGAACACUCCCCAGUGGGACACUGACAUGCACUUACUCUGGGAACUUGAGUUGAAUCAGUCCUGACUUGUUCUCCAGACCACGCUUAGCAAAGUAAACUCCACUCAUCGGGAUUGCAGACUGGAGGAAGGCGUGGCUGGGGUUUCAGUAGCCAUCCCCAGCUCCUUGAGUGACAGUUCUGUGCUGCAUCUAGCAGGAUUGGACCCAGCUUUCAUUCCCAUGGUGGGGGGGGGGGGGGGGGCUGUGAAGUUGUCUUUAAUAGAUGGAGAACAGCUAACGAUGGCCCUUGGCUCUGUGGACAGAAAGUCUGAAGGUGUUGGCAUUUGGUGAUCUCAACUUCAUCCACCUGCUGGAGUUCACAAAGCCCACCUUCCUGUCAGGCCCUUGAGCUCAGGAGGUAGGCCUGGUGUUUUGCAAUGAGAUGCUACCGUUAUACCACCUGGGCUUUAAAAAGCAAAAUCCCUUGGGCGGGAGUAGGGAGACACCCCGAGCCUGACUUGUACACCCAGGGCAGAAGUCAGCAGUUACUUAGGGAGAAAAGAUGAACUACUUAGGGGAAGAUUUGGCAAGUGAUUGACUUUCAUCUAGUACUGACAUUUUCAGAUUAUUUUUAACUUUAUAAAUUUAGCAGUGACAGUGUACACGACAGAGAAUCAGGUUAAUGAAGUACAGGCUUUCUGGGUAUUCCCAAAAGCUUUCUGGGUAAAGGCCACAUCACCAGUUCCCUUAAAUUAAGAAACUGUCAAAAGAGAUGACUUACUUUUUCCAUUGCAGGUUUUAAAGUGGAGAGUCUUAAAUGGAGAAAAGGCAAUGCACAGAACAAAGCUACUUUGAAGCAGCGUAAAAUGAAACAUUCUAUGAGGAUUUGCAGGCUAUGGCUAAGAAUAGCAGUUUACAGAAAAGAGGUAGUAAGUAGCAGGAGCCUGGCUGAAAGCGAAAGACAGCAUACCCCACUGUCCCUUCAUCAUUUGUAGGAACUGCUUCUUGAGCCUAAAGACUAAACUUUAUUAAUCCCUUCCAUUUAUUUAACACUGAGUGAUUGACAUGAUAGGGGAAUAUUCCUAAACCAAUACGUGUGUUAAUAGCUUAGGCUCCGGAGGGUCGGCCGUAGCUCAAGCUCAUUCUGGUAGCAGUCACUCUGUCAUAGGUACAGUAAACCACUGUCCCUCCUCUGCACUUUCUUACUGCCUUAGAUAGUUGUGAUCUCCCACCACAUCUUGCUUCUGUAGUGACUUGAUGAGGUUGGUAGGAGAGGCUUGCUGUCUGCGCCCUGCUGUGAGACUUGAUGCCUUGCCCUGGGCUUGGAGGGCCAGCUGUCACGGGUGGUCCCAAGCGCUUGCUCUAGAGGAAGCCGUCCCGUAGCUAGGAGAGUAAUUUAAUGGAGUAAUUAUUCUACUCGUCUUUUUACAUGCAGAAAUGUUUAUUUAAAUAUUUUAAAUUGGAUUUUCUUUCACAGAUACUGAAUAUUCUUUCCAAUUCUUAAAUAAAACUGUACUUGAUUUCA
Messenger RNA from Leptonychotes weddellii (Weddell seal), 5286 nucleotides. Lineage: Eukaryota; Metazoa; Chordata; Mammalia; Carnivora; Phocidae. The record is from RefSeq and is a predicted model, not a curated record.